Molecule: messenger RNA, 601 nt
Organism: Malus domestica (apple)
Lineage: Eukaryota; Viridiplantae; Streptophyta; Magnoliopsida; Rosales; Rosaceae
Product: histone H4-like
Biological process (GO): nucleosome assembly
Cellular component (GO): nucleosome
Molecular function (GO): protein heterodimerization activity; DNA binding; structural constituent of chromatin
Source: RefSeq, a predicted model, not a curated record
AUCUUCUUGUUCAAUCGAGCACGACUUCGUCGAACAGUUUCCGAUUCAGAAAUCCAAGCUUGAAACAAAAUGACUGGGCGUGGAAAGGGAGGAAAAGGUCUGGGAAAGGGAGGAGCAAAACGUCACCGUAAGGUCCUCCGCGACAACAUCCAGGGGAUCACAAAGCCGGCCAUCCGCCGUUUGGCUCGCAGGGGCGGCGUGAAGCGUAUCAGCGGUCUGAUCUACGAGGAGACACGUGGAGUGCUCAAGAUCUUUUUGGAGAACGUCAUCAGAGACGCCGUGACCUACACCGAGCACGCUCGCCGCAAGACCGUGACGGCCAUGGAUGUGGUCUACGCGCUCAAAAGGCAGGGCAGGACCCUGUACGGGUUCGGUGGCUAGGGUUUUUGGGGGUCUUCAAGUCUUGCUGUCAAGAAAUGGGUUAAUGGGUUUGGUUUAGUGGUUAAUUACGAAUUAAUUAGUUGUUUUUACUUUGUUUAGAUGGUUAAGCAAUUGUUACUGUUCUUGUUAUGUGGCUUUGUAAAGUGAUUACGGACUAAGUUUCCUAUGUUUGUUUGGAAUUGGAAUGAAGUUGAAUGAAACGGUGGUGUUUUGAUCUGAA